Molecule: messenger RNA, 4935 nt
Organism: Pygoscelis adeliae (Adelie penguin)
Lineage: Eukaryota; Metazoa; Chordata; Aves; Sphenisciformes; Spheniscidae
Gene: PLA2G15
Product: phospholipase A2, group XV
Exons: 6
Coding region: 1-1203 (400 amino acids)
Biological process (GO): ceramide metabolic process; phosphatidylcholine metabolic process
Cellular component (GO): lysosome
Source: RefSeq, a predicted model, not a curated record
AUGUUGUUGCAUCCAAACCUGAAUGGAAAAGAUGAAACUAUGUAUUUGGAUUAUUAUGCUAGCCAACUAAAUCUUGUGAAGCAAAAGUGCGUUCCGGGGGACUUAGGUAAUCAGUUGGAAGCAAAGUUAGAUAAGCCAUCAGUCGUGCACUAUCUCUGCUCUAAGAAGACAGACAGUUAUUUUACACUCUGGCUGAAUUUAGAAUUGCUUCUGCCCAUCAUCAUUGACUGCUGGAUUGACAAUAUCAGGCUGGUAUAUAACCGAACAAGUAAGAUCACAGAACCACCAGAUGGAGUGGAUAUCAGAGUCCCAGGUUUUGGGCAGACGUUUUCCUUGGAAUUCCUUGACCCAAGUAAAAGGAGUGUUGGCAGCUACUUUUAUAUGCUGGUGCAGAGUUUAGUAGAUUGGGGCUACAAACGUGAUGAAGAUGUAAGAGGAGCACCUUAUGACUGGCGAAAGGCACCAAAUGAGAAUGGAGACUAUUUUGUGGCCCUUCGCAAGAUGAUAGAGUUAAUGUAUGAGCAGUAUGGAAGUCCUGUUGUCUUAAUUGCCCACAGUAUGGGUAAUAUGUACAUCCUCUACUUCCUCAACCAUCAGACUCAGGAUUGGAAAGACAAGUACAUAAAGGAUUAUGUAUCAUUAGGUGCUCCAUGGGGAGGAGUGGCUAAAACUCUCCGUGUGCUGGCUUCAGGUGACAACAAUAGAAUACCUGUUAUCAGUUCACUCAAGAUUAGAGAUCAGCAGAGAUCAGCGGUUUCCACAAAUUGGAUGCUCCCCUACAACUACACAUGGCCUCCAGAUAAGGUCUUUGUAAGCACACCUAUAGCUAACUACACUCUUCGGGAUUACCGAAAAUUCUACAGGGACAUAAAUUUUGAAGAUGGCUGGCUCAUGAGACAAGACACUGAACCCCUGGUCUACCAGAUGACACCACCUGGUGUGCGCAUACACUGUCUUUAUGGUACUGGCGUGGAAACACCUGAUUCCUUCCAUUAUGACAGUUUUCCUGACAAAGAACCCAAGAUUCUUUACAGUGAUGGGGACGGUACAGUAAACUUACAGAGUGCCUUGCAAUGUCAAAAGUGGGUGGACAUGCAAAAACAGGAAGUGGUGAUAUUUGAGCUUUCAGGAAAUGAGCAUAUUCAAAUGCUAUCCAAUGAUACUACUAUCUCCUAUGUGAAAAAGCUGCUUUUUGAUUUGUGAUACCUUGUGUUGACAGUUAUUUUCCUCACCUGUGAUGCCUUCCCUUAAAUAUGGGAAAAUGCCUUUUAAUCCCUUGAUAUUUAGAUAUUUGAAUUAUUUAUUUUGUGUUUUUUUUUAAGGCUGUGUUCAAGAAGUUGUUUGGUGUCCUAAAUGAUCCUUUGUCUCCGAUUUGUGUUUAUGAUGCUUCAUGGUAUUUUCACAUUCUGCAAAUUUGGUCAAAUACGCAUUUUGGUGCCUCUGGUGUUGUGUCCAACAUUCAUACAGACUUUUGUUUGGAGAUUGUGCAGCCCCUUGGCACAUACUACAUAGAAUCAUAGAUACCUGAGUUCCUUUGUGUGGUCUUUGCAGGGUUUGGAGUGGGAGAGCUUGGAAGGAUUGCAAUUUCAGAUGCCCAUAAAACAAAGGCAUGAUACUAAUUUGGGAAGCACAGUAAACUUUUUAAAGGGUCUUGCAUAUUCUGAUCCACAGUUCCCAAUACCUUAGUUUGUAAUUGUGCAUAUCUACCAGGUAAGAUAGGGAAGAGGUCUGCCUGGUACUGUACUGCCUUCGUCAUAAUCCAGCCUUUUACUGCAGCUUUUGGGGGAAAAAAAGAUAGCUGUGUGAAUUACUUGAACUUCUUAUUAGGUACCUUUUUUUUUUAAAAAAAAAAGAAGAGGAAAUUGUUUGCUCAUCAAAUUCUAGAACCUGAUUACAUACAGUCUGGAGUCUGAGGAAUUCUCACCUUGUGCUUUAUUUAUCAAUGAGGGAAAGAAACUAAACAGUGGUCGGUGCUUGCAAUAACCGUAGCUGUGUGGAGCAGCACGUAAAUUAAAGCUAAUUGAAUUGAAUACUGGCAAACAAUCCAUACAGUGCAGAAUUGCAUUUCUGGGUGAAAAAUUAUUUCCUGUAGUGGAAAUGAUAAUGGAUGGUGGGCACUAAUUCAAAAAGAAAAGUUAACUUCCUGAAAUGGGGUGGGGAAUGGAAGCCAGCAUAAGUAUGAAGUAUAAACCUUGUUCUCAAUCAAAUACUUAGGCUCUGAUCCAGUUACUGACCAAGCAGUGAUUGGAUCAACACUGCAUUCAGCUGAAAAACUUUACAUUUUAAGACUAAAAUUCAUUUCCCAUAGACUACAAGUUUCAUUAUUGCUGUUUCAAGAAGUUGGGAUACACUGUUCCUUAAAUGUUUCUAUAAAUUGCUGAAUGUGCAACUCUGUUAAUUUCCUACAGUAUUGUUUUACUCAAUGUUUAAAAAAAAAAAUUUCAACUCUGAACUCCACAGAAAUGACAGCCUAAAGGCCAUCAUAUUUACAACCUUGAUUACAGAAGUCCUGUUGAAGAAAUAGCUUCACUCAAAGAUUCUCUUUUGCUUGCUUUAAAACCAGUCACCCAGUUAGACUGCACUUAGUUUUCUGAAAACACAAUUUUGAAUGCUUUCAAAAUGCUAGGUCCUCCAAGUAAAAUGUUUUAAGAGUUUCAGAAACUCAUCAGAACUACUGAGGAUUCAUUACUUAAGAAACUGAAGUUGUCUAAAGGGUAAAGUUUUUAACUGUCUUGGUAGCAUGCAUAAAAUGUUUGCUGCCAUUAAACAUAUCAAUAAGACGUGUUGAAAUGACAGGCUUGAACUCUUGUUACUGUAGAAUGUGAACAUUUUGGCAGAGGAGGUAGGUUUAAGGCUUUAAGUUUUAAUUCAGAAAUGACUUGUAAAUCCAGAACAACUUGAACUAGGGUCAUGGAUAAGCUAAAUAUCUUCCUAGGUUUUAACUUCCUUAUGUAGCUUUAUUUUCCCCCUGCAUUUUCCCUAUUACUUUGGUUGAGGGAGAGUACUCAUUUUCCUGAUUUUUUUAAAAUGGAACAUUUAUCUUGUCUUCAGUUGCCCAGGAACCUACAGUUCAGCAGCAAUAUUGCCUAGACUUUUCCAGAGUAAGUACUGAGAUGCCCCAAGUAAUUUGUAAUUGGUAACUGUUGAAGAGAAAAAGGAAAAAAAAAAAACCAAAAACAACAAAACCCCAAAAACAACAAAACCCACAAAGUCCUUUAGUCAAGUGUUCUAUUUUAUGCAGGGCUGUCAGCUGGAUAAGCUUCAGGCUUGUGUUCCAAGACUGCUCAAAGAUGAUAAAGCUCUUCCUGUGGUCUGACUCAAUUUUUGAAUAAAUUGCUAUGUUACUGGUUUACAACAGAAAGAAAUUACAGAAAACAGCUUAUCACAAUCUGUAUUUCUUGCUGAAGUAGAAUGCCUGUUAAUAAGCACUGGAACGAGUGAAGCUGGAGGCUGUAUUGCAGGAUACCAACAUGGGCAUCAAGGACUGAAAAAAUGAGAAAAGAACAUAGGUAAACAGUUCUUAACCUGAUCUGGAGAAUGUUUCUAAGCUUCAUUUAGAUCCUUACUCAUUAAUUGGUGGCAUUUCCAGUCUCAUACCAAGAGUUUAGCUUCAGGGUUUUUUGUGAUCUGAAGUUCCAAAAUACAUGAUUCCAAAAGAUGCUUUUUUUUAUUCUUUUUUCCUUUACUACUUUUUUAAUACUACUUUUUGUGCCCCAAAAGAAAAAAAAAAAUCUUUUCUAAUUUUGGCAAACUAGUACUGUUUCUGAUAUCAGUCGACUGUAUCUUUUAACCUAAAGAUUUGUACAUCAGCUUUCCAUUAGUAGAGAAGCCCUAGAGUGUGUCUCUUUACAUAAACUUGUGUUAGUUAACCUGGUAAAAUGAAACUGAAAGUUUUUCAAGGCUUUUUUUUGUUUUGUUUUGAUGUUAUUUGUCACUGUAAAGCCUUGUUGUGCAAGGAUGUGUGUACCUGUACUGUCUUAGAACAAGCAUGGUGCUUCUGGUGAGAUUUUGAUUGGAUGUGAUGGUUCUGUAGGCUAUAGUUCUGUUUUAUGUCCAGAAGUUGUGAUUUUUCUACCAAAUCAUCGUCAGCCCCUUCAUUUUCAGUUUAUUGCAUAUUAAGAUGGAGUUCUCAUUGAAAAGUGAAUGCAGCAAGUAAACUGUAUUAUUCUAGUCGUUGAAACUGAACCACUUCACUCAGCAUGUUGAAAAGUGCUUACUCGCUACGGCAUGUUCCUCUACAAGGCAAGAGUAUUUAGCAUUGCUGUUACAGGCCUGCUAGAGCCAUGUGCACUUGAGCAUUCUAGAUUCUUGUGGGGUCUGAAGAAAUAAAUCUUUAAGGAGAAGAGAAUGUGGCGCUUCCUUAAGAGGGCUAACUCAUGCGCUUUGCCACACUGCACAGUUGAAAUGCACAGUUGAAAUGUUUGAAUUUACUGACAUAUCUUCGUUAUAUCUAACACACUGGUCAUGUCUCUCUCUUUCCAUAAUUUUUACUUGGUUUUAUUCUUCCAGGGUAUUUUCAGAAACCAAAAAUAGUCUUGAGGACCAAACGUGUUUCUUAUUUUUGACAAAACGUAUAGAAAAUGCUGAAGAAGCUUUCAGCUGUCAUUUUAAUACUUCUGAAGAGGUGCAGAGUCACUAUGUGAUUCUGUUUAAAAACAGAAGGCUUCAAUAACUAGCAAUAAUUGCAAAGGACUUGCAGACCAAAGGAAGGAAUGUUUGGUAUUAGGGUAGUUCUUGGAGCACAGUGUGUUCAAGGCCCUCUUAAAUUCAGGGAAUGUUUGGCAAUGACUUUGCUGCUCUACACUUCACAGUAUUUUGUACAGAACAUAUUCUGAGACCUAGCAUUUUAUAUGCUCUUUUUGUGUAUGAAUGCAUUCAAUAGAUUUUGAAUAUUUUAUUGUCAAACUUUGAUAACAUAAUAAAGUUGAUCUAAUA